This is a messenger RNA of Tetrahymena thermophila SB210, 1824 nucleotides long. RefSeq names its product periplasmic copper-binding protein NosD. The transcript has 10 exons. Lineage: Eukaryota; Ciliophora; Oligohymenophorea; Hymenostomatida; Tetrahymenidae. The record is from RefSeq and is a predicted model, not a curated record. Gene Ontology annotation, biological process: ubiquitin-dependent protein catabolic process; regulation of apoptotic process; protein ubiquitination.
AUGAACUCAAGUGGAAAUGGAUAAUUGAAAUCAAGCUCUAUUAAUAAAACAAAAGGUUCGAAUGAAGUUAAGAUUCUAGCUGCAUUUAAGCAACAAAUUAUUGUUGAUUCUGAAAAGGGUCCAAUUAAAACAAUUUAAUAGGCUAUUGAUGAAUCUCUUCCUGGUUGUGUUAUUAAGAUUGCGCCAGGUCUUUAUUAAGAAUGCUUAAAAAUAACAAAACCUUAGUUGAGAUUGGAAGCAAAAGAUAAAAGCGGAGAUGUAGUCAUUUUAGGGAAUAAAGGUCCAGUUAUAUUAUUAAAUGUGUAAAAAAGUGAGAAAUGUCAUUUAGUUGGCUUAAAAAUAGCCCACACAGGAUAAGUAGAAGAUGAAAAGGAUGAAGGAUAUAAAAAGAGUCAUUUUACUAAGAAUUUGAAUGUAAACAACUAAGAAAUUAUAGAAAGAGAUAUAAAUUAAGAUAUAAUUACCUAUGUUUCACCUCCAGAAAAAGAACUUUGUGAUGUAUACAAUAUAAAUUAGUAUGUUCAUAGUAUUGUGACUGUGUAUUCAGGCAAAAUGUUCAUUGAAGACUCACUUCUCUCUUUAAAUUUUAUUGCAUAUACGUUUAAGCAGAUUCUACCUGCUAUUUUAGUUUCAGAAAAUGGAGAACUGAUAUUAAAUAGAACUGAAGUUAAAGGGCAUAAAAACUAAGACACAAUAGGUGUAUUAAUCCAAAAUGGAGAUGCCUUGAUUAAAGAUAGUAAAAUCCAUAACCACAAAAGUGGAGGUAUUUAUAUAAAAUCAAAACCAACUAAUCACGUUAAAAUAGUAAACACUAAAAUUGUUUAAAAUGAAAUAAUUGGUGUGCUGUGUUAAGGGAUAGACUCUCAAGUCUUAUUGGAAGGCAAUAAAAUCGAAAAAAUUGGUGGUCCAGGAAUUAGAAUAGGUAUAUCAAAUAAAUCAUGCAUCAUCAGAAAUGAAAUUAGGCUAAAUAGACCUGGAAUUGAAGUCAUUAGCGGUGAUCCAUACAUUUAUGAAAAUAAAAUAGAUAAAAAUAUUUCUUCUGGUAUUGUUACAGUUGCUUAUUCAGACUACAGAUGCGAUGGAAGGAUAAAAAGUAAUAUUAGUAUUUCAGGCAACAGAGACUUUGGAAUUGUAUGCAGUGGUAUUAAAAAUCACACAAAAAUAGAGUCUAAUCCAUGCAUUAGCUACAAUAAAAAGAGUGGUAUAAGAGCAGAAGAUAACUCAGAAAUAUAUAUUUUUAAAAAUAAGAUAUCUAGAAAUAUGGGAUAAGGUGUUUUAGUUGUUGAAACUGCAAGUGCAGUAGUAGAGAAAAAUGAAAUUUAUGAAAAUAUGAAAGCAAAUAUUGCUUUAGGAGGCGGUAAUUCAGUGAAUACGUUAAUUGUUGAAAAUAAAAUAUUCGGAGGAAGAUGUGAAGGUAUAUUUAUAAUAGAUGGUGAAAAUGCUUGGAUAUUAAGAAACCACAUUUAUGAAAAUAAUGAUGGCAUCAUCUCUGUAACAUCUAUACCUCUAAUUUAAAGCAAUGAAAUAUACAGAAAUAAAAGUCAUGGAAUUAUGAUGGUUAAAGAUAGCAGAGUGAAUUUCUUAAAUAAUAAAGUAUAUGAAAAUGAUUCUGGUGUAGGGAUUUUUGUAAGAGAUAAAUGUUAAGGGACAAUUAAAGAUAAUGAAACAUACAACAAUAAAGUUGAUAUUUUAGUUGAAAAUAGAAUUAAAUCACUUGCAAAUGUUAGAAAAGAAAAUAAAUUUUCAGGGUUAGUUAGAAUUCCACAAAACUACGAUUUCUCUUAUAUGUUAGAAUCAAAUAGUAAUUUUUGCCAAAUAUUUUGA